AUGCUUAUUUUAGACAAGGCAGCGCGGAUCGACGUUUACGAUCUGGCGAGUGCAGAAUUCUUCGAUUUCUUCCGUCCUUACCUUGAUUGGCAUUUGAGAGAGGUAAGGACGGAAGAAAUCAAAAAAUUGUUCACCAUUCCAAUCUAUGGUUCUCACUUAAGUGCCAACAGAUUUGUGGUUGUUUAUUAUUCCGCAUUUCCACCACCCUCACAAAUGCUCGUGAACAUGGGCCACACUGUGCUCAUGCCUUUCGUCGCUAAAAGUCCUUGUCUGCUUUCUCAACUUCACAGAAUGGCUUUGACUGAAGCGUUCCUUUGUGUGUAUUCCACAAAUACUGGAAUCAUAGAAAACAGCAGAUUUGCACUUUCACGGGAAUGA
This is a messenger RNA of Cylicostephanus goldi, 378 nucleotides long. Lineage: Eukaryota; Metazoa; Nematoda; Chromadorea; Rhabditida; Strongylidae. The record is from the annotation of a GenBank genome assembly.